ACGGAGUUAACGGAAUGUGACGGCUAGUGACUAACGAUGAAAGGAUUCAUAAAAUUAGUGGCAAUUAAAAAACAAAAGUAAUUCGGAUGAUAAACAUGAAAAUUUUCUAUAAUCUGGAUGACCAAACCUGUAAUUUAGCCUCCAGGGCAUAAACAAAGCUCUUCAGUUUGCCCUCGCCGGCACCCCAAAACGUCGAACGGACUCCAGGGGGUACGAUCGUCAUUCGAUCCUCGCCUUUUCCUUUGCUUCUCAGACAACAUCGAGAAAGCAACGAAUGAGACCUUCCCUAGUCCCUUGAAGAAUCCUCUCUGUCCUCUCCCACAAGCUAACAAUUAGAAGUUCAGUAUUCCUUCACAAGAAAUCUCAGGGCAUUCCCUUACCUUCCAUGGCGACUCUCUCGGCUUACUCCUCUCCCGCCGCCUGGCCCAACGACAACCCUAACCCCGCAGUCCUCCUUCAGCAGGACUCCACCACCGGGGAUGAACAGCAGCAGCUCGAUGAUCCCCAGUCAUACGAUUCCCUUUCUUCAAUCACGCCUCAGGAAAAUCACCAACCAGAUCCACUCCCUCAGUCGCCGCCUUCCAAUCCAACCCCCGUCACCAACUACAGCAGCCCGAUUUCUUCUCCGCCGGAGUCCUCCUCGUCUCCGCCACCGUCCGUCGCCCUGCUACACCUCUCCUUCAAUCAGGACUCCGGGUGCUUCGCCGCGGGCACCGAUCACGGGUUCCGGAUCUACAACUGCGAUCCCUUCCGGGAGAUAUUCCGCCGCGACUUCGACCGCCGGGGCGGCGGGAUCGGGGCGGUGGAGAUGCUUUUCCGCUGCAACAUUCUGGCCCUCGUCGGCGGCGGGGCCGACCCGCAGUACCCGCCCAAUAAAGUUAUGAUCUGGGAUGAUCACCAGAGCCGUUGCAUUGGCGAGCUCUCUUUCCGGUCAGAGGUUCGAGCCGUGAAGCUGCGGCGGGAUAGGAUCGUGGUGGUUUUGGAGCAGAAGAUUUUUGUGUACAAUUUUUCGGAUUUGAAGCUGUUGCAUCAGAUUGAGACGAUCGCCAACCCUAAAGGGCUCUGUGAGGUGUCACACGGGGCGGGUUCGCUUGUCUUGGUCUGCCCGGGCUUGCAGAAGGGUCAAGUUCGGGUUGAGCAUUAUGCCUCGAAGCGGACUAAGUUCGUUAUGGCGCACGACUCCAGGAUUGCUUGUUUUGCUCUCACGCAGGAUGGCCAGUUGCUUGCUACUUGUAGCAGUAAGGGUACCCUCGUAAGGAUUUUCAACACAGCGGACGGCAGUCUUCUUCAAGAGGUGAGGAGGGGUGCAGACAGAGCAGAGAUCUACAGCUUAGCAUUCUCGUCUGCUGCACAAUGGCUAGCAGUUUCUAGUGAUAAAGGAACAGUUCAUGUUUUCAGCCUUAAGUUGAAUCCUGGGGCAAAAAUGAAUGACACUUCACGAGCCAUAACUGAUACAAAUCAUGCCGCUGGCUCUCCUGCUUCAUCCUUAUCCUUCUUCAAAGGUAUUUGCUCUCUGAAACUAGAGCCCCCCCCCCCCCCCCCCCCUGCUUUAAUAGGAGAGACCCCACGACUCUACCUAUCUUCUGCUUGGUCGGUUGCUCAGUUCAGGUUAGUGGAAGGCUCUCAGUACGUUGUUGCCUUCGGUCACCAAAAGAACACGGUGGUCAUUCUCGGGUUCGAUGGAAGCUUCUAUAGAUGUCAGUUCGACCCGGUGAACGGUGGAGAGAUGAAGCAGCUGGAAUAUCACAAUUUUAUGAAGCCAGAAGGUAGCUUCUGAAGGAGGAAAACAAGGUAGCCAGAAGGCUUGUUGCGGAAUGUCUAUACAGUAUAUAUUUCUCUUUCGUUUUUACCUCGUUGGUGUUCUGUCGGCAGAUGGGCGCAUGUUGUAAAUAUAAGCUGUACCUUGUAAAUUAUGUUGAAGGCUUAAAAUGAAAAAGUGACAGGGAAGGAAGGAGCGAAAUCAGCAUCCUGUACGUAUUGUAAAUAACCAGAAACUGUUCUCUUGGUUUUCCCUUGUAAUUAUUUACAGUAGUACCGCUCUCAGGCAAAACUUUAUUUAAGUUAUCUCGGAAAACCAGAAUAAGCAAACAUU
This is a messenger RNA of Linum tenue, 2092 nucleotides long. Lineage: Eukaryota; Viridiplantae; Streptophyta; Magnoliopsida; Malpighiales; Linaceae. The record is from the annotation of a GenBank genome assembly.